AUGGGUAGGAAGAUGCCAACUCGGUGUAGCCUGUGCAAGAAAGACAAUGAGACUCUUAGCCACAUCAUAUGGCAGUGCAGAUUUACUAGGCAUAUAUGGGCAUGGGCAACUGGAAUUUUCAAUCUGCAACUAGUUGAAGACCUUGUGGUUUCUUACAAAGUUGUAAAAGGUAAAAGCAGGACAAUUAAGGAUAUGUGGAUUGUGACAAAUCUUGCAGUUACAACGGAAUUAUGGAAGCUGCGUAAUAAAGCUUUUUUUGAAGGUGCGACAGUUAAUUGGCUUGGUUUCAAGGGCAGAGUUUAUCAGAUAAUUCGUGAUAACUCUAUUAGAAUCAAGGGCCAUAUGUUUAAUAAACUUGAGAAUUUGCGCAUUCUGAGUUAUUUAAAGGUACAACGUAGAUCGUCCAAGAAUUCCACACCUGUUGAGAUCAGUUGGUCUCCUCCCGAACAUGGUGAGAUAAUGAUAUGUUGUGAUGGUGCUGCACUUGGUAAUCCAGGCCAAGCUGGUGCAAGUUUUAGUUUUAAAGAUGCUAACUCAAGAGUACUCGGUGCUUUAUGUGUUGGCCUUGGAUGGCAGACUAAUUUUUAUGAUGAAGUCUAUAGAGAGGCUAAUUUUACUGCAUAUAAUUUGGACAAAGAAGCAUGUUUAUUGGCUGAGGAUAUUUAUGAAUUUUAUGAGGGUAGGCCAAUGUGCAUUCCGGUUGUGAAGUGGCCUGGCGAAGUUUACUAUCAUUUCAAAUAG
Papaver somniferum (opium poppy) is the source of this 741-nucleotide messenger RNA. RefSeq lists its product as uncharacterized. The coding region runs from base 1 to 741 and encodes 246 amino acids. The record is from RefSeq and is a predicted model, not a curated record. NCBI's taxonomy places the organism in Eukaryota, Viridiplantae, Streptophyta, Magnoliopsida, Ranunculales, Papaveraceae. The transcript is spliced from 2 exons.